CCUGCCUGGCCCUGUGUUACCUCCCUGCACGUCGCCAUGUUCGAGCGUCGCGCCGCCGACCGCUAUCGCCUGCGCAUGCAUCGCGCCCGCACCGUCAAUCUGACCUCCGACGAGAUCGUCGAGGUGCGAGCCGCCCAGCGCACCUUCGAAGGCGCCUACGUCCGCACCGCCCUCUCCCAGUUCUCCUUCGCCCUCGUCGUCCUGAAGAUCUUCACCCACGAGUUCUACAGCACCGGCGCCCUGUUUGCCAUCUACGGCACCGGCGUGCUCAUCAUCGGCCUCUUCCGCCGGCAGCAGGGCAACCGUCAGUUCUUCUCCGAGGUGGGAGAGGACGGCGUGCACCGUCACAAAUUCCGCACCAGCGGGAACGCCGUCGUCGUGCUGACCGCGCUGAGCAUCGCCGCCUACGCCACCCUGAUCGCUCUCACCGUCCGACUGGAUCAUUAAUGACACAAGAGUAGUCCGCGCGGCCGCAUUCAAGGGAUGUAUGUUCCUGUAUGUCUAUCGACGAGGCGUCGGCAACCCACUCCCUCCUUGCGUAACUGCCAAGCGCCAAGACUCCCGCAGAAGGGCAGAAUGCCGUCCUUCGACGUCGCCCAUCCGAGCCAACCGUGCCGUUGUCUGGCUUCCGAGUAGAAAAUCAGGCGGGAUGGGAUGAUAGGGCGACGAAGGGUGAGCGGAAAUCAUUAUCAUAAGACCGCCCUUCGUACCACGCCCGGAGGAGCGUACGACGUUGCCAAGCCUAGUCCUGAUCUCCUGAUGAUGUGGUGACGAUAUAAGGGCGUAGUAGGGAGGGGGGGUUUUUUUUUU
Messenger RNA from Aspergillus steynii IBT 23096, 810 nucleotides. RefSeq lists its product as uncharacterized. NCBI's taxonomy places the organism in Eukaryota, Fungi, Ascomycota, Eurotiomycetes, Eurotiales, Aspergillaceae. The record is from RefSeq and is a predicted model, not a curated record. The coding region runs from base 37 to 447 and encodes 136 amino acids. The transcript has 2 exons.